Sinocyclocheilus rhinocerous is the source of this 4080-nucleotide messenger RNA. RefSeq names its product integrator complex subunit 1-like. The record is from RefSeq and is a predicted model, not a curated record. Gene Ontology annotation, cellular component: integrator complex. Gene Ontology annotation, biological process: U2 snRNA 3'-end processing. Lineage: Eukaryota; Metazoa; Chordata; Actinopteri; Cypriniformes; Cyprinidae. The transcript has 29 exons. The coding region runs from base 1 to 4080 and encodes 1359 amino acids.
AUGAAUCGACCAAAGCCAACAAGCAUUAGGCGCCCUAGUAACACCAAACCAUCAGGUCACCCACCUCCAGGAGAUUUCAUUGCUCUUGGAGCGAAGAGUCAGAGCAGUGAGCCGAAAGCAAACCCAGCUCUCUUGAAGCCAGCAUCCACCGGUUUGCCCCCAGACCGCAAGAGAGAGGCGUCUUCAUCUCUUCCCUCUUCCUCCAGCCUGUCCAGUCUUUCCAAACGGCCCAAGCACUCUUCUACUCCACCCAGCGCCCUCUCACGCCUCGCUGAGGUAGCUGCUGUUGACAAAAGAUCAAUAUCCCCCUCCAUCAAAGAGCCAUCUGUAGUUCCUAUUGAAGUGUCUCCUGCUGUGCUUCUGGAUGAGAUUGAGGCAGCGGAGGCAGAGGGUAAUGAUGACCGCAUUGAGGGUGUGCUAUGUGGGGCUGUCAAACAACUGAAGAUGAACCGAGCCAAGCCCGACAUGACGCUAUACCUCAGCCUCAUGUUUCUCGCCAAAAUCAAGCCCAAUGUCUUUGCAACAGAGGUGUCUCCUGCUGUGCUUCUGGAUGAGAUUGAGGCAGCGGAGGCAGAGGGUAAUGAUGACCGCAUUGAGGGUGUGCUAUGUGGGGCUGUCAAACAACUGAAGAUGAACCGAGCCAAGCCCGACAUGACGCUAUACCUCAGCCUCAUGUUUCUCGCCAAAAUCAAGCCCAAUGUCUUUGCAACAGAGGGUGUGAUAGAGGCUCUCUGCAGUUUGCUCCGCCGUGACGCCUCAAUCAACUUUAAGGCCAAGGGGAACAACCUGGUGUCUGUGCUGGCCUGUAACCUAUUGAUGGCUGCCUAUGAGGAAGAUGAAAACUGGCCUGAGAUAUUUGUCAAAGUCUACAUUGAGGACUCUCUCGGUGAGCGUAUCUGGGUGGACAGCUCGCACUGUAAAACUUUUGUUGAUAACAUCCAGACUGCCUUCACAACCAAGAUGCCACCCAAGAGUAUGCUGCUCCAGACGGAAACAGGGAGAUCAGGGGGCGACCUCAGUGCUGGGAACAGCCCUCAUCCUUCCACUCCAGAUGAGGAUGAAGGUCAGACUGAGCUUUUAAUCGCUGAAGAGAAACUGAGUCCAGAGGAUGAUGGACAGGACAUGCCCAGGUAUGAGGAGCUGGCUGAAAGUGUGGAGGAGUAUGUCUUGGACGUUUUGAGGGACCAGCUGAACCGUCGCCAGCCCAUGGAUAACGUGUCCAGGAACCUUCUGCGCCUUCUCACGGCCACCUGUGGUUAUAAAGAGGUCCGACUGAUGGCCGUGCAGAGACUUGAGAUGUGGUUACAGAAUCCUAAGCUGACUCGGCCAGCACAGGAUCUUCUGAUGUCUUUGUGCAUGAACUGUAAUACACACGGCUCAGACGACAUGGAGGUCAUCUCGAACCUCAUCAAGAUCCGCCUCAAACCUAAAGUUCUCCUCAACCACUACAUGCUGUGUGUCAGGUAUGAGGAGCUGGCUGAAAGUGUGGAGGAGUAUGUCUUGGACGUUUUGAGGGACCAGCUGAACCGUCGCCAGCCCAUGGAUAACGUGUCCAGGAACCUUCUGCGCCUUCUCACGGCCACCUGUGGUUAUAAAGAGGUCCGACUGAUGGCCGUGCAGAGACUUGAGAUGUGGUUACAGAACCCUAAGCUGACUCGGCCAGCACAGGAUCUUCUGAUGUCUUUGUGCAUGAACUGUAAUACACACGGCUCAGACGACAUGGAGGUCAUCUCGAACCUCAUCAAGAUCCGCCUCAAACCUAAAGUUCUCCUCAACCACUACAUGCUGUGUGUCAGGGAGCUUUUGAAUGCACACCGAGAUAAUCUGGGCACCAUGGUGAAGUUUGUGAUCUUUAACGAGCUGUCAAAUGCCAGAAAUCCCAAUAAUAUGCAAGUGCUCCAUACAGUUUUGCAACAUAGCCCAGAGCAGGCACCCAAGUUUCUGGCCUUGGUGUUCCAGGAUCUGCUGACCAAUAAGGACGACUACCUCCGGGCCUCACGCGCUUUGCUCAGGGAAAUCAUUAAACAGACCAAACACGAGAUCAACUUCCAGUCCUUCUGUUUAGGCCUCAUGCAGGAAAGGAAAGAGGCCAGUUAUGUGGACAUGGAGUUUAAAGAGCGUUUUGUCAUUCAAGUGACAGAUCUCUUGACAGUGUCCAUGAUGCUUGGGAUCACGGCUCAGGUCAAAGAGGCUGGCAUUGCUUGGGACAAAGGAGAGAAGAAGAAUCUGGAGGGGCUGAGGUCCUUUCAGAACCAGAUUGCUGCCAUCCAGAGAGAUGCUGUGUGGUGGCUGCACUCUGUGGUUCCCACCAUCAGUAAAGUGGGACCUAAAGACUAUGUGCACUGUCUACACAAAGUGCUUUUCACAGAGCAGCCUGAGACGUAUUACAAAUGGGACAACUGGCCACCUGAGAGUGACCGAAAUUUCUUUCUCCGGCUGUGCUCUGAGGUUCCUCUGUUAGAGGACACGCUGAUGCGCAUCUUGGUGAUCGGUCUCUCUCGUGAUCUGCCCCUGGGCCCAGCUGAUGCCAUGGAGCUGGCUGAUCACCUGGUGAAGAGAGCUGCAGGAGUUCAGUCUGAUGACUUGGAAGUGUUGCGAGUCGAGAGGAUCCAACUAAUUGAUGCUGUGCUGAACCUUUGUACUUAUCAUCACCCAGAGAACAUCCAGCUGCCUGCAGGCUAUCAACCUCCAAAUCUUGCCAUAUCAACUCUUUACUGGAAGGCCUGGCUGCUGCUGCUUGUGGUGGCAGCAUUCAACCCACAGAAAAUUGGUUUGGCAGCAUGGGAUGGUUACCCCACUCUGAAAAUGCUCAUGGAGAUGGUUAUGACAAACAACUACUCUUACCCUCCAUGCACGGUGGCUGAUGAGGAGACCAAAACCGAGAUGAUCAACAGAGAGCUGCAGAUCUCUCAGAAGGAGAGGCAGGAGAUCCUGGCCUUUGAGAGCCACUUGGCAGCUGCCUCCACCAAACAGACCAUAACAGAAAACAACAGCCUCCUGCUGUCCCAGCUCACCAGCCUGGACCCAAAGGGACCCCCUCGUAAGCCACCGCCUCUUGUCCUGGAUCAAGUAAAGAGUCUGAACCAGUCUUUGCGCCUGGGCCAUCUGCUCUGCCGCAGCCGCAACCCUGACUUCCUACUCAAUAUUAUCCAGAGACAAGCCUCCUCUCAGUCUAUGCCAUGGCUGGCUGAUCUCGUCCAGUCCAGUGAAGGGUCCUUGGAUGUGCUGCCCGUUCAGUGCCUCUGUGAAUUCCUCCUCCACGAUGCUGCUGAUGACGCCUCCUCCAUUGAUGAUGAGGAGGAAGGAGAGAGCAAAGAGCAGCGAGUGAAGAAAAGACAGAGGCAGCAGAAACAGAGGCAGCUUCUUGGGCGGCUCCAGGACCUGCUGCUGGGUCCUAAGGCUGAUGAACAGACCACAUGUGAAGUCUUGGACUACUUCCUCCGCCGUCUCAGUUCUUCUCAGGUGGCCUCUAGAGUACUGGCCAUGAAGGGUUUGUCUCUGGUGCUGACUGAGGGAGCAUUAAAAGAUGGAGAGGAGAGGGAUCAGCUCAUGGAGGAGGACUCCAGAGAUGCCGAGUUACUGCCAGGCUACCAGUGGCUCCUUCAGGACCUCCCCAAACUACCUCUGUUUGAUAGUGUAAGAGGCUUGACGUCCAGCGCCUUACAGCAGGCCAUUCACUUAGAAACUGAUCCUCAGACCAUCAGCGCAUACCUGAUUUACCUUUCCCAGCAUGCACCAGUGGAAGAACAGUCACUCCACAAUGACCUGGCCUUGGAUGUGGCUCGUCUGAUAGUGGAACGCUCCACUAUAAUGAACUCCCUCUUUUCCAAGCACUCCUGCAGGCCUGAGUCUGAUGCAGUUCUCUCCGCUCUUAUCUCCAUUUUCUCCAGCUAUAUCCGUCGUAUGAGGAAGACAAAAGAGGGAGAGGACCUCUAUAGCUGGUCGGAGUCUCAGGAUCAAGUGUUCCUGCGAUGGACUACAGGAGAAACAGCCACCAUGCACAUCCUAGUGGUCCAUGCUAUGGUCAUCCUGCUCACACUGGGACCUCCCAAAGCCCCUUCCCACUGCAUUCCUGGUUGA